Molecule: messenger RNA, 1515 nt
Organism: Polyodon spathula (Mississippi paddlefish)
Lineage: Eukaryota; Metazoa; Chordata; Actinopteri; Acipenseriformes; Polyodontidae
Product: ciliogenesis associated TTC17 interacting protein
Exons: 9
Coding region: 17-1084 (355 amino acids)
Biological process (GO): actin filament polymerization; cilium organization
Source: RefSeq, a predicted model, not a curated record
CUAAAGAGGUCUAUUCAUGGAAGAACUGAAAGAUCUAAUAGUACCAAAAGCUAGCAUUGAAGCUAUUGAGUUUCUGCAAUCCAUUGAGCCAGAGGAGUUGCAGCUAUGUCUGUUUGUUGACUCCUUAGUCACAAUUUCAGACACAGGCAGAGAACUUGGAGAAUUCACUAUUACCAUUCAACAGGCAACAUACCAUGAUGAGGACUGUUAUCUAAUUCAUGCUAACAGCCAUGGCUGUAUUGAUGAUAUACCAUGUGGAACAUCUAUCAUGGCUUAUGUUUCCAAGAGGCUUGCAACUUUAGAGCAACAUCAUCAUGAAUAUGUGAAGAUAAAGGAUCACCCUUUGGACAGAAAGUCAUACAUGGUCAGACAGGAAGAUCAGCUGGUAGUGAACAAAAUUGUCACGGAAGGACAAGAUGAGAAGAGGCACACGUUUACAUUUCCUUGGAGCUCUGUGGAAGGAUUUAUAUCAGAGGCUUCAAAUCUUCUUAUGUUACGGAUUCUUGCUAAAAGGAAGGCUGUUCCGGAAAACAUGGUGUUUCUUUCAUUAGAUACCGAGACGCAUCUAUGCACAUCCACUUUUAAAGAGCUUGGGCUCAGGAGUCAGACAGUUGGGAGGGAGGUUAUGGAGGUUUUUGGAAUUGAAAGAGCUAUCCAGUCAGAGAAAGAUCUACCUUCCAUGUGGCACUUCUUUUUCCUUUCUGAUGGACAUUUAACAAGCAGAGUACAAAUUGGAUCUCCUGUGACAAUGAGACUUAUACAAAUGCCAUUGCUAAAAGAAAAAGAGGAGGAUGAGCAUAAACCAGUAUUUGAGAAGAAGCCAUUGAUCUGGGAGGAGGACAUGCACUUGUACUCCAAAUUUCUUGAUAGAAAGGAAGAGCUCAAGGCAAAUCAUGCUACAUAUGUGAGACAUCACCCUGAGCUGAAAGCCAUAAUGGCAGAUUUCCUUCAGUUUUUAUUACUCAGAAAACCAGAGGACAUCUUCGUGUUUGCUGCAGAUUAUUUUGCACCAUUUUCAUCACAGAAGCAUCUAGAAACUAGUUUUCAAACAAGCAAAGCAAAUCAUGUAACUAAAAACAAUUGAUUUAUUUUUGACUGUGGUCUGAAAAAUUAUCCAUAUAUUUUUAAAGUUGUCUUUCAGAAUAAUUGUUGUGUAUUAGUGAUUAUUUUUAAAUUAUAAGGGCCAUAAUCCAUAAUGACUACCACUGAAUUAAAGGCUAGAGGUAGCAAGUUCUAUUUCUACAAUAUUCACACCAACUAGCUACCAUCUUAAUUGCUUCUUGCUGUUGAAAUCAUGCAGUAUGUGCCCCUUAAAUUUUGUUUACUCCACCUGCAUCUUGGUAAACUAUAGAAAGUGGAAGCAGAAGGAAGUCAAAGGCAGCAAAACAAAUUGAGGAAAAAGACAUGUUUGCAAGCAGUGACAUUAAACUUUUGGGGGACCCUGGCUGCCAACAGCAAUAUUCAGAGGAAGACAAACCAUUUCUUUAAAAAAAAAAAAAUUUUAUUUUGCAAUUU